Molecule: messenger RNA, 1371 nt
Organism: [Torrubiella] hemipterigena
Lineage: Eukaryota; Fungi; Ascomycota; Sordariomycetes; Hypocreales; Clavicipitaceae
Source: the annotation of a GenBank genome assembly
AUGGCGGCUGUAGGAUCACUAGAAUCGACGGCGGUAAAGACUGAGAAGCGGUCGAAGAAAGAAAAGUCGGAAAAGAAGCGAGCCCGAGAAGAAGAUGGGGUGGACGCAUCGCGAAAACACAAGAAGUCCAAGAGCGUCUCAGCCGACGCUUUUGAUGCCAAUGGCGAAGGGCAUGAAGUGAAGGAAAAGAAAAAGUCGAAAAAGGAAAAGAAAAUCAAGAGAGAAGAGACCGACGACUCAGAAGACGAAGAAUCACAACGAGCAGACAAAGAGUCUGAGAAGAAAAAGAAGAAGAAGCAAGCAAAGGUCAAAGCCGAAGCCAAGGAAGAAUCUUCCGAUGAUGAAUCGAACCAAAUCGCAUCACAGCUGGAUUCUGCUCCGUCAAAUCCUGCGGCUGACGCUGAGGCCAUGGAUGUUGAUGAACCGACUAAACCUACAUACGGCACCUCGUCAAAUGUCUACCAACCAGCAGACAUUCCUCACAACCCGCAAUUCCCCUUCUUCUCACAAACAGUUUCGCUAUACGAACCCAUCUACCCCGUGGGCUGGGAGCAACCGGUCACAAGUGCCGAGUUCCAGUACCUCCGCCAUCUUCUCAACCGAUACGUCCCGUCGCUGCGCGGCGUCUUGAUGAGCUAUACCAAUGUCACUCUCGGACCCAACCCCAAUCGCAAAGGCGCCGCCAAGGACGACGAGUCACCGACGACACUACUUUCACGCGGUGAAUAUGCUGUUGGAUACGGUUGGAUUACCGCUGAUGUGGAGCUCUUUGUUCCCAGCCGCGGUGCCUGGAUGGAGGGCAGCGUGAACUUACAAACCGAAGGCCACAUCGGCGUUGUAUGCUUUGGAAAGUUCAAUGCCUCCAUUGAGGCUCGUCGACUGCCCAGAGGCUGGAAAUGGAUCUCCAACGACGAUCCCGAAGCUGAGGGAAUAGAAGAAACAGGCUCUGUUAUUGCGCCCGAUGAGCACGGUGUCGUUCGUCAAAUCAACAGCACGGGCUUUUGGGUCGAUGAUAAUGGCGAUAAGGUCAAGGGCAAACUGCGCUUCCGCAUCCGCAACUUUGACGUUGGUGUCAGCGGCGAAACCACAUAUCUGAGCUUGGAAGGUACCAUGCUCGACAAGAAGACGGAGCGUGUUCUGGUCAAGGAAGAGGCCGAAGCCGCCAAGGCACGAAAGAGUAACAGAAGCGGCCGCGUGGUUUACAAAAAGAGAGCACCCGAAUUCAGCACAACGACGUUCAUGUCGGAAGAGGAUGCCCAGCGUCAGGGCGAAGCCCGAGCAGAGAGAGCAGCCGCCAGGGCGGCCGCUGAUGCGGCCGAGAAUGCAGAAGCAGCAGAGGCAGAGGGCACGAAGAUUGUCUUCGAAGACUGA